CGCAGACGGGAGCGGGACGACAGAGCCCGCUUCAGAUGGAGGCGGCGGGACAGGCACAAGCGGCAGUUGGGCUUGCCCCUGAGGGUGUUGGCGCGCAUGCGUGGAGCUGGACCGUGGGGUGCCCCGGGGGGCGCGGGAUGGGCCCGGCUGCGUGUGGGCGGAAGGGCCGGCGGCGACGUUUGCCCUCUCGGCCGCACUCGGAAUUCCCGGCGAAGCCCGCCUGCCGUGGCGGCUUCUACAGGUUGCAGGGAGUGCUGGCGGGAAAUGGGGACACUGAGCUUUGUCUGGGGUCAGAGCCUCACAAAAAGAAGAGAAAGCACUCCUCCGAUGAGUUCUGCCACAGAGGUGUUUCGCCUUUGGAUCUACCAUCAAAGAAGAAGAAAAAAGCAGUUUCUAGCCCAUCCUCAGCUGAUACAACCAUGGAUUUACUCAAGGCUAUCACCUCACCUUUGGCCACAAGCUCAAAGUCUUCAAAGAAGACCUCUGAAAAAUCGUCUUACUCCUCCUCUGGCCACUCUGAAAGCAAAAAGGAGCACCACAAGAAGAAGCUGAGUAGCAGCAGUGGAGAGCACUCAGUGGACGAUGGCAGCUUCCACAAAUCUAAGAAAAUGAAACCUCUCUAUGUGAACACAGAGACCCUUACUCUCCGGGAACCUGAUGGCUUGAAGAUGAAGCUCAUCCUGUCACCAAAAGAGAAAAGUAGUGCAGAUGAUGAUUCUUUCUCCUACUCUUCAGCACCAUCAGCUGCAAAGAAAUCUUCAAAGAAAUCAGCUCGAGAUGAACAAGGCCCUGUCCUGCUAGGUCAUGAACUGCAGAGCUUCCUGAAGUCAUCCCGGAAGAAGCACAAAUCACCUUCAGACUCGCAUCCACCUUCUGAGAGUUUUGGUGCUGACACUUCCCUUUUUUCAGAGGGCCAUGGGAGCGAGUAUGAGGUUUCGGGUAUGGAGGCACCACCAGAUUCUGGUUCAUCUUCUGGUGGGGAGUUAGAGGCUGGAGAGCUAGUGAUAGAUGACUCCUACCGGGAAAUCAAGAAGAAGAAGAAGUCAAAGAAAAGUAAGAAAAAAAAAGACAAGGAGAAACACAGAGAGAAGAAGCACUCUAAAUCUAAAAAGAGUUCUGGACAUGGUCCUGUGGCAGUAGCAGAAGUAACAGUGUCACCACCACCUCCAUCCAGCACCCCCUAUGUUCUUCCUCCAGCUCCUCCUACUGUUUUUCAUUCAGAUGGUCAAGGUGAAAAGAGGAGGAAAAAGGAAGACAAGGAGAAGGACAAAGCUGAGAAAUGGGAAAAGGAAAAGGAAAGAGAAAGGGAAAAAGAAAGAGAAAAAGAAAAGGAAAGAGAAAAGGAAAAGGAAAAAGAAAAGGAAAGAGAAAAAGAGAAGGAAAGAGAAAAAGAGAAGGAAAGAGAAAAGGAAAAGGAAAGAGAAAAGGAAAGAGAAAGAGAAAAAGAAAAGGAAAGAGAAAAGGAAAGAGAAAGAGAAAAACCAAAGAAGAAAAACAUGUCUGCCUAUCAAGUGUUCUGCAAAGAAUAUCGUACAACUAUUGUGUCUGAACACCCUGGAAUAGAUUUUGGAGAGCUAAGUAAAAAACUGGCAGAAGUGUGGAAGCAGCUACCUGAGAAGGAUAAACUGAUCUGGAAACAGAAAGCUCAGUAUCUCCAACACAAGCAGAAUAAAGCAGAGGCCACCACUGUGAAGAGGAAGGCCUCAUCUUCUUCAGAUGGUGCACCAAAAAUAAAAGCUUCUCCAACAGGAGUGAUUUCCCCUCAUAAGAAAUCUCCCACCAGUACCGUGGUGGUGUCUUCCUCACCAGCCAAAGUCCCUGAGACAGAUCCUAUUGAUGUAGCUGCACACUUACAGCUGCUGGGUGAAUCUCUGAGCCUCAUUGGACACAGACUGCAGGAAACAGAAGGCAUGGUGGCUGUUUCAGGAAGUUUGUCAGUACUUCUAGAUUCAAUCAUCUGUGCUUUGGGCCCAUUGGCAUGUCUGACCACACAACUACCUGAGUUGAAUGGCUGCCCUAAGCACGUUUUGUCAAACACACUAGACAACAUCGCCUACAUCAUGCCUGGACUUUGAUGGGAAAGGAUCCUGGGAUGUACUUAACCUCUGCGUAACUGACUUCUGUACAUAUGCACUACACCGGCACUCCUGAAAGGCUCCGUGUGUAGGGUUUUAAAGUUUUAUAUCUUCAUGGUAUAUACAUAGGAUUAUAACUAUUUGACUUCUCUUUUAUGAAAAGUUGUGAAGUUAAGCUGAGCAAACCCUUUUGUGUUUGUGAGUGGAAUGUCCUCCCAUCUGAAAGUAUUUUGUAUGAAGCAUUCAGAAAGCUUUUGAGAUACUUGCCUUAAAUUCAGAUCCUUUAGUGGGGGAAGCAGCCAGAGAAUGGACUUCUUGAUGAAAAGAAAAAAAACAUCACCAUGAAAACAGAUCAUUGAAACAGGUGGCCAGGAGAGGCUGAUGAUGAUACUCAACAACUGAAUGAGCAGCCUGCUCUAGUUGGACUUUUUUUAAGCAGGGAGGUGGUCCAGAUGACUUCCUGAUAACCCUUCCAACCUAAAUUAUUCUGAUGUUCUAUGGGCAGGUAGAGAUGAUAUGUUUUGAACCAAGGAAUGGAACCAAACUGUUCACCAGCCCUAUUUCUAACAGGUUUUCAAUUUAAAAUCUGCUUGAGGAGAAAGAUGGAUAGCUGGUCAAAGAUACAGAGGGCUUUGCCUUUCGGUCCCUUAUUCUAACCCCGCCUUCAGUUAGUAGUAACUGAAAGUUGCCAGUCUCAGCUGGCUGGUCGGGUAGCUGACGUUUGAAGUAAAGUGGAAGAUGACAACAAAUUUAAUCUCUUCUUGUGGACUUGCACCCAAGUCAUCAUUAGCACGGUAUCUCAAGUAGCUUGAGAGAGUGAACCUCCUGCUGAUUUUCCAAGGGCAUGGUCAGCCUGCUUUGAUGAAAAGGAGUGUGGAAGCAGAUGGGGAAAAACUUGACUUGCUUCAGCCCAUCUUGCACCAUUCAGUGAACAGACAACUCUGGUUUCUGAGACUGCUCAUCCCCCAUGCCUUUCACCAGCAGUAUUGAAAGAGCCAUGGUGCUGCUGUGAGGCAGUGACUAAUGACCAGUUUAAAGCAGUUAUGGCUGAGUAAGGCACAUGUGGGUUGCUUGGACCGAUUCCCCUUCCUUCCAGGCACAUAUUUGGUGUUUGGUUUUCUGCUCCUCUAGAA
Molecule: messenger RNA, 3208 nt
Organism: Dryobates pubescens (Downy woodpecker)
Lineage: Eukaryota; Metazoa; Chordata; Aves; Piciformes; Picidae
Gene: HMGXB4
Product: HMG-box containing 4
Exons: 9
Coding region: 36-2075 (679 amino acids)
Source: RefSeq, a predicted model, not a curated record